AAUGAGCUGCUGGAUGUUGUUACGAUUGCACAACGGGGACCUCCGCAGAUCUCUCCUGCCUCUGUGCUGUUCCCUCAGCCUGCGAACUCUCAGUUCUGGAGCUAUCAGCCGCAGCUUGAGAGAGAGUUACCGUAUACUGCAGCUGCCAGACGAUGGAGCCAGCGACCCCUCAGAGGUCAAGGAAGCUUACCUACGCAUGGCCAAGCUCUACCAUCCAGAUUCCGGUGCUCCCACGGCAGACGCGGCUCUGUUUUCCCAGAUAGAGGAGGCCUAUCGGGCUGUUCUUGCCCACCUUGCCCAGCAGAAGUCGGCCUCACAGUAUACCCAAUUGAUGGAGGAAGAAGAGGAAGAUAAAGUUAAAGGUAAUGCCCCUCAACACAGACAUUACCUCAGUUUUGAAGGCAUUGGUUCUGGCACUCCAAGCCAAAGAGAACGACAGUACCGACAGUUUCGUGUAGACCGCGCCAUCGACCAGGUCCUGGAGUACCGACAGAAGGAGAUGGAGAAGGCAGCAGCAGACGAAGGAGCCAUGGUGACCCGAGAUGCACGUUUACGCAGCAAGCAGAUCAAAAUCACUCAGGCGGUGGAGAGGCUAGUUGAGGACCUCAUCCAAGAGUCGAUGGCCCGUGGAGACUUCCAAAACCUCAGUGGCACCGGAAAACCACUCAACAAGUUUGAUCAUAACCUGUAUAUGGACCCCAUGACGCACAACCUCAAUAGAAUUCUCAUCGACAACGGUUACCAGCCUGAAUGGAUCGUGGUACAGAAGGAGAUCAGGGAAACCAUUGCCAAAAUGAGGGAGAGGUUGCAGGAGGUCAGGGCAAGGCUGGGAGAUCCCAUGAGACACUCAGAAACUCUCCAGUGGAAGGAGCACUGCGCUGCGUUUGCUGAUGAACUGGGGAAACUCAACAAGAAAGUGGACAAUUUCAACCUAAUUGUGCCUCUCAUGAGCAGGCAAAUGGUGCAUUACAGCCUGAAGAGAGAGCUGGAAAAAAUACUGAAAACUGAUCAGCUGCUCAGGCAGGAGAAAGAAAGAGAAAAAGAAAGGAAGCGAAAGGAACAGAUGGAGACAGCAAGAACAUCUCAGCACACCAGACAAGGACUCAUCACAUGGAUUCAGAAUCUUCUUAAUUGAGGCUACAUUAAAAUGUGGAGUUGUAUUUCACCUGUCGGACUAUUAUUAGUGUGAUUAAGAUUAUUUUACCCCUUCCUUGUUCUUUUUAUAACUGUAAUACAGUAUGAAACAAGUAUUGUCUGGUUUUAUUAAAAACUGGCAGAAAAUUAAAGGCAAUAAAUAUU
This is a messenger RNA of Sinocyclocheilus rhinocerous, 1299 nucleotides long. Its product is annotated as dnaJ homolog subfamily C member 28-like. The record is from RefSeq and is a predicted model, not a curated record. The coding region runs from base 2 to 1135 and encodes 377 amino acids. NCBI's taxonomy places the organism in Eukaryota, Metazoa, Chordata, Actinopteri, Cypriniformes, Cyprinidae. The transcript has a single exon.